UCAUCCAGCUGCUGCUUUCAGGUAGAAAAGUUUAAAUAAAGUUGAUUUCACUUUUUUCCUCAAAGUGAAACGUGGUCAAAUUAUUACAUUUUCCAAUGAAAUCGUCUGAUUCUUAGUUUCCAAAGAAAAAACUGGAGAAGAAAUAUUUGAUGUGAAUAAUGAGUCGACUGUGAGGCAACGACAUCUCCACACAGUCAGUCCCUGUGUGUGUGUGUGUGUGUGUGUGUGUGUGUGUGUGUGUGUGUGUGUGUGUGUGUGUGUGUGUGUCACAGACAGAUAAAGUCCUUCUGUCCUCAGUAUCUCCUUCCUUUAGUAGAACAGCAGAAAUCUGUGAUCGUGUGAUUGGUGGUUGCAGUGUUUUGUUGGAUGAUGUCACACUGUGUCGAUCCACUUUCACAACUUCUAAAAUACGUCGCGGGCCCCUCCCCUUUGAUAAUAUUAGUGUCCUUGUCACACACACACACACGUUUGUACUUCUAUUUCAGUGAGUACAAUCAUUGGCAUAAUACAUUCCCUAGCCCCUAACCUAAGCCUAACUCUAACCUAAACCUGAUUCUAACCCUAAAACUAAGUCUGUACUGUUAAACAGUCCAUUGAAAAAGUGAGGACCGACCAAAAUGUCCUCACAACGAUGGUAUUGAACCAAAAUUGGCCCUGACAACUACAGAAACACACACACACAGAAACAGUGUUUCUCUCCCCUCCCUCAAUGACCCCACACACAGCUCCAUCACAGAGUCACACUGUGUUGUUGUCUAUCUAGACAACGCACACACACACACACACACACACACACACACACACACACACAGCAUGGCCGCCGCCGUCUCGUCUCUCCGCUGUCCAUCGCCUCAGACCUUCAUCAUCUUCCUCUUCGUCCUGUCAGGCGGACCGUUUUGGCCCGUUUCCUGCUUCAAGGUGCCCGAGGGGGGCGUGGCCUCCCUGUCCUGUCAGUACUCGGUGCAGCGUCUGGGUCUGAGUCGUGUCUGCUGGGGCCGCGGCUGUGGAACCUUCUGGUGCAGCAACAUCCUGGUGCAGACGGACGAGAAGGGCGUCGUCUCGAAGGUGGAGGACCGCUACCGUCUGAUGGGGGACAUCCUGGACGGACAGAUGGACCUGGACAUCGAGAACGUGCGGCGGGCCGACAGCGGGCCGUACUGCUGCAGGGUCGACAUCGAUGGGAUCUUCAACGACAAGAAGGUGAUCAUGAACCUGAGAGUAGUGGAAGCUCCGGUUACAGCAUCUCCUCCAACAACGACGGUGACAGAUCAAGUCCUGGAGCCGUCGGCCUCCACAGGUCAGACGAAGGAUUCAUCAGUGAACUGGAAAACUCUGCUCUCGUCUCAGCUGGACCUUCUGAGGAGGAACUCCACGCUGCUGCGCUCCGACACCGGCACUGUGGAGGACUCUCUACCCUCUCUCUCUCUUCACAUUAAUGUUCCCGUGCUCUCUCUCUCCCUCACCGUGUUGUUGAUCUUGGCAUCAGUUCUCCUCUUUCUGGCCUUCAGACGUGGAAUUUACAGCAGAGCCUUAACGAGCGGCUGUUUCUCGUCUGAAGAACCUCCUCACAUCAUUUAUGAGAUCCGCAUGAGACGACCGGUCCAGGAGAACAUCUACACUCUGGACUAGAGACCCGCCAAACACAGCAGGACCAUCUACCACAGACCACCGACCACAGACCACCGACCACCACCACCGACCACAGACCACCGACCACAGACCACCGACCACCGACCACAGACCACAGACCACA
Messenger RNA from Hippoglossus stenolepis (Pacific halibut), 1753 nucleotides. It is a transcript of the gene timd4, whose product is annotated as T cell immunoglobulin and mucin domain containing 4. The coding region runs from base 814 to 1629 and encodes 271 amino acids. NCBI's taxonomy places the organism in Eukaryota, Metazoa, Chordata, Actinopteri, Pleuronectiformes, Pleuronectidae. The transcript is spliced from 8 exons. The record is from RefSeq and is a predicted model, not a curated record.